AUGGCGACCACGAGGUCAAAAGCUACGCGUCAAAAUAGUUUUGCGCGUCGUUUAAGUCAAGGCGAACAAACGCCAAGAGAGAAUGAAGUUGUGGUUAUAAGCCCGGUAACGGAAGGCCAAUCGGCACGAACAGGUAGAGUUCAACACUCACCUGCGCGCGCAAACCCUAACACGUCAACAAAUACGUCAACCGUGGCGUCGUUACCAAGCACGGUAGUAACAGAGCAACAAUCAGCUUCUCGACAAACGGGAAUUUUACCAGCGCUGAGAAUGCCUGUACUAAACGUACCGUCUUUAAGACCCAAUAACACAGGUAAUCUGGCGAUAUCAAAUAAUCCCCUAGUGACAAAUAAUACCGGGAAUAUGAGUAAUGCGACGAUCACUAGUAGUUCGGCUGUCACGGAUAAUCUGGUUAUUACUCAUGCUAGUACGAGUACUAGUAAUGCUACGAUUACAAGUACUUCGUUGGCAAUGAGUAAUAAUAAUAAUAAUAACAGAAAUGAUGGUUUACCGAGUACUAGUGCGUCUCAGAGUUCGGUUAAUAAUAUUUCGACCCUCGAUGUUCCCCAAAUAAGAAAUAAUCUUCAAGCUCCGCUAAAUAAUAAUAAUUUACAAAAUAUGUUGUCAUCGCUUGAGUCACAAAAUAGCUUGGUGGAUAAUUCACAAGUAAAUGGUCGAAUUUUAAAUACGGGUAACAGGAGUAAUCCUGAGAAUGUAUUAUUAAAUAACAACAACUCGUUGAGAAACAAUCUAAAUCCGGGUUUGAAUUUGAAUUUGUCUGAGAAUGAUGUCAGAAAUAAUAUGAGUCAUCUUACUACACUAAGACAAAAUAAUUCUCAAAGUACAUUUGGAUUUAACUUGGAUAAUUUAGAAAGUUUCGGUAGCAUUAAUAAUAAUGCAAAUAACAUCAAUUCAAAUCCAGACCCGAGUUUAGGAUUAAAUAAUUUGUCUAGGCCCAUAAAUAAUUUUAAUAACAAUAUGAGUAAUCCAUCAAGUUACUUGGACUCAAGAAACAUUUCUGAAAACCCGGGUAAUUUUAAUCAACAUAGAAAUACGAAUAUGAGAGCUGAUGUAAGCCAUUCCUCUGUCGAUACGGUUGACAAUAACGCUUUUCCUGGGGUUAACCCAGUAUUGGCUUCCGUCGAGGAGAGGAUGGAUCGUUUGAUGAAUUUAAUAGCUGCUCAAAAUGCUGUUAGCCAAACACACACGCAGGCUUUAAAUAACCUGGAAUUAAUCUUUAAUAGAUUGUCGGUUAAUCAAGAACCAAUUAUACAAAAUGCGAGAGACCCUUGUCAGGCUGUCAGUACCGCGAACCCGGUAAUUCUCGGUCUUGGUGGGGGGGAAAAUGGCUCAUCUCGUAUUUUGCAUAAUGAGGCUCGUCAAACAGCAUCAGCAAGUCAUAACCUGCCAACAGGAAAUUUUCCUGGACAGAGAUUUUCUCGUCAGGGUCAGUUUAUUGAUCCUGUUAGUCUUAAUCGCAACAAUAAUGGUUUCAAUAAUUUAUCAAAUCAGCCUAUUGCCUCACGUAAUCCUAUCCCAAUCAUGGAUAAUCGGGCAACGUCGGAACGCAGGUGGAAGGACAUUAUGUAUGAACUCAAAGUUUGGCAAUUGAGAUUUCCGCAAAAUGAACUCAGUGCGGAUCAAUUCCUUUUAUCAGUCGAAGCUAAAGCGUCGAGACAGAGGUGGUCGGAUGAUGAGGUUUUGCGAUUAAUGGGUCACUUGUUGGUGGGUCAGGCGUCAUAUUGGUAUGAUGUAAAUUAUCCAAGGAUGCAGCAGAUGUAUCGUCUCAUGAGUAGACCACCGUCCGAGUUUGAGCAAGUUACUACAAUCCGUAAUCAUCUACAGGGCGAAUUAAGAAACCUGGUAUUUGCACGGUCGGUGGCUACCUAUGAUGGCUUACAUGCUGCUAUCCGGGAAGCAACUCAGGCAAUGGAGGAAAGUCGUCGAGUUUUUGGUGAUUCGAGUGCAGUUUCGGCAAUGGCUUCAACACCGACGUUUUGUCCCGAGAAACGAAACAUGGCGGCAUAUGCAAGCCGUCUUUGCCGCGUACCGCGAGAAAAAGGUCUCACGGCAUGCAUCACGCCGUCGCGCUGUUCAGGCCCCAGCGCCUGUGGCAGAGCCAGGAAAUCCUGAACCUGAAGAGCCAGUACUUCCAGCACUGCCUGAUGUGGAAUUAGUAGAGCCACCUAUGGAGGUGGAAUGCUCAGGACCUCCGUCAAAGGAACCUGCCGGGGAAAACGAGGAGAUGGAAGAACUAGAAGCCUCGCUGCGGGAAAUGUUGGAGGUUCCCGUCCCGGGUGCUCAUGAAUUUUAAACUUUCCAUUCAGUCGAGAAGACUGCGCGUUCCCCCUAUUAUUGGGUGGUACACCCCAUGUUCUCUCCUGCGGCCCGACGCCCUGGGGAUCUCCGCUUGUCAACUAUUUCUACUGUAGUCAACAGUCCCGGCCUUCAGCCGUUGCGGGCCUUAAUUGUUCGGCGUGCUCCGCAGGCACAGAAGGGAGGGCUUACCUACCGCCCUACCCGCCGCAUAAAUCAAGGCCGAGCUAGCGUUCCACCCGCGCUCGAUUUUUAAAUCGUGAAGGCCAGUGGGCCAGCCAUUACUUUGUUUUCAUUUUCCAUUUUAUAAUUUUUCUAUUAUUUUGUCAACAAUUUAAUUUUGUAUUCAUUUCAAUUAAAACUUAAAUACUAGUUAUGCUGUUUAAUUGUUUAAUUUGUUUCCAGUACACCUUCAACCUCUGUGCAGAUACCAUAGGCAGACAACAGGCCCACUAGUUAAAGUUAUGAAUCCGAGGCACGACUUUGGUGGGGGGGGAUGUAACCGGGAUUCGGUAAUAGUUCUUCAACGUCAUGCUCGAGGGAUAACUAGAACCUGGUGGCUGCCUACGGUAACUGGACAACGGGGGAUAAAAUAACUCUUUCUUAUACCAACUGGAUUUGCUGAGGCAAAGUUACAGGGCGCAUGCGCGGGCCUGGGGUACGAGGUAGUAACCGACUCGCUGAGGGGCAGGACGGACAAUUCUCGGCAAACCAUAGUACAGUUCACAGCUUUUCUUUCGCAACUGCAUCCACGUUUCUUUUCUACACCAAACGUUUUUGUUAUAACUGAGCUAUUUCUACGUCAUCUGGAUUACCAGGAAGCCUGAGUUUUAUCUGUCAGGAGUCAGCGGUUAUUGGAGUUAAUUGGAAGAAGUUGGUUUUCUUUUCCCAUUGAUAAAACCGCCAAGGAAUCUGAGGAUGUGGUCCUGGGCCGAUCUCGAUGCCAAGAGGGCUAAGAUGGCGGAGUCUCGUGACGUAGGUGUCUUCUAAAUAUUAAAGUUUUAUAUAAAAUAAAUUAUUGCUCGGGUAAGAAUAAUCUUACCUUUUAAAUUAUAUAAAUUGGUUUUUAUUGUAAAUAAUUUCUCUCAGUUAGAGAGUUAAAAUUAAAUUUGACUUUCUGUCAGUGUUGAGCAUGAAAAUUAAUUAAUAUCAUAAUUAUAAAUUGUCUAAGCAAUUAAAGUAAAAUUUAUAAAGUCGAGUCAGUGUCGUGCCUGCCAUUUUGGCGUCUGUAAAUUGUCAAAGUCAAAUCGUCAUUCUCACCAACUUGUGCCGUCAAAUAUUGUCGCGGAUUUAUUUCAUUUGAUUAUUGUAAAGUGGGGUCUGUUGUCUGGGUAAAUUGGUUAAAUAAAAUUGCCAUCUAGUUUAUACACAUAUAUCAUCUAUACAAAUCUUUUAUUUUACAAGCUACCUAUACUCUCAACAUCUUUAAUUAUUC
This is a messenger RNA of Microplitis mediator, 3751 nucleotides long. RefSeq lists its product as uncharacterized. NCBI's taxonomy places the organism in Eukaryota, Metazoa, Arthropoda, Insecta, Hymenoptera, Braconidae. The coding region runs from base 1 to 2133 and encodes 710 amino acids. The record is from RefSeq and is a predicted model, not a curated record. The transcript is spliced from 3 exons.